GUGGUUCAGAGAAAAUGCGGGAGCUUCACGUUAGUCGCGGGAAAUUGCUGCCAAGAGAUCGUAUAGACAAACUUUUAGAUCCGAAUACUCCAUUUCUCGAGUUGUCGCAGUUUGCUGGAUAUCAGCUUUAUGGACCGUCGGAAGUAGUUCCUGCAGGUGGUAUUCUCACUGGCAUCGGUCGCGUGAACGGCGUUGAGUGCAUGCUUGUAGUAAAUGAUCCCACAGUCAAGGCUGGCAGCUACUAUCCAAUCACAGUUAAGAAGCAUUUACGCGCUCAAGAGAUCGCCAAAGAGAAUAACCUACCAUGCAUAUAUCUUG
Messenger RNA from Dicrocoelium dendriticum, 318 nucleotides. The record is from the annotation of a GenBank genome assembly. NCBI's taxonomy places the organism in Eukaryota, Metazoa, Platyhelminthes, Trematoda, Plagiorchiida, Dicrocoeliidae.